AUGACCAACUUCACUCUGACUACCGAAUUGGGUCUAGUCUCUGUUCGCUUAGCUGUUCUUGACCAAACCCUGCGAUUGAUCGGGCGGGGCCAUCACUAUCUGCACGACAAGACGACCGUAACCAUGAGCCACAACAAUAAAAAUCUCAUCAUGGCCACGCCGGUUCAGACAAAGCCCACCCAGAACGCCAAUGAAAGCAAGGUCAAGAAGACGUCCAAGAAGCGCCAGCUCGACGAAGAAGACGCGGACUACACCAUCGAGACUCCCGGCGCUCGCGGUAUUACCGCUUCAAAGCGGGGCUCUUGUCACACUGCCGUGGCCAAGCUCAAGAUGUCGGGCAAAAUGGCAAAGAACGACAUGAUGCGCAAAGACACAGUUCAGGGAAGUAUGCUGAGUCUUAUGUUCCAUGGCUUGCUGUGCGAUCUCGUCAUUGCUGGUCCCAAUGAUAGCGCUUGGAAAGUGCCUAGGGGUAUCGCCAUGCUCUAUUCCCAGAAGAUGUCGAAAGACUUGAGCUCGCCAAUGACGCAGACGAUCAAGAUGCCCAACCAUCCGGCUCAUGCAAUCGACUGCUGUGUCGCGCACAUCAAGCACGUUGGCGACUACCGCGUCGUUAAGAUGCUAGAUCAACAUCAGCUAUAUCAUGCGACUACACCCCCCUCCACCAAGCCCCCCAUCCCAAAAGGCAUCACGGCUUCUCAUAUCCAUGUCGAUGUCCUCAUCUUGGCUAUCGAAUGGCAGAUGGAGAACCUCAGGCACUAUGCACACAUCGAACUGGCCAACAGUCUGGGCAAGCCAUCGUCCCCUACCUUUGACGAGUUCGAGAAGUUGGUACUGGAGACGGGCAUAUUCACUGCCAAGUAUUGCAGGGCCCCUAUCUGUGACGAUACUGCCGUCAACGACGCCCUUACUGCUCUUGGUACCUACGCCGCCCUUCACAACGAGACGUGGUUCAAGACCCGUCGCAUCGCGUACAGUGAACUUCUUCCCAAGGCGCCGUACCUCUCCAAGUACCGCGACUUGGCUUUGGCUGAUCUCCCGGAAUUCAUCCAAGCUCAUCACCUCGCUGGUAAGAAAGCUAGGCUUACUGACUCUGGACGCGGAUUUGAAGACGUCAAGAUGCGCUCGUCGAUGCUUAUGGACACAGACGGGUAG
Messenger RNA from Alternaria ethzedia, 1152 nucleotides. RefSeq lists its product as uncharacterized. Lineage: Eukaryota; Fungi; Ascomycota; Dothideomycetes; Pleosporales; Pleosporaceae. The record is from RefSeq and is a predicted model, not a curated record. The transcript is spliced from 3 exons. Bases 1 to 1152 code for a protein of 383 amino acids.